Drosophila busckii is the source of this 773-nucleotide messenger RNA. Its product is annotated as ADP-ribosylation factor-like protein 6-interacting protein 6. Lineage: Eukaryota; Metazoa; Arthropoda; Insecta; Diptera; Drosophilidae. The coding region runs from base 240 to 557 and encodes 105 amino acids. The transcript is spliced from 3 exons. The record is from RefSeq and is a predicted model, not a curated record.
UGAACAGGCUGAGUACGCAUAUAUACACCUCAACCCCCAAAGAAAAAAAGCAACAACAACAAGAGCAGCGGCAGAAAUGCAACGACGCCAUUAACUUGUUUGACCUAACAAAAGUAACAAAAGCGACAGAGAAAAAUUACUUUUGCGUGGGUGGAGUGGGACUGACAAUUGAUGCUCGUUUAAAAGCGUUGGUACUUCUAAUCGGAAUAAUUAUUUUUGGCUCUCGACUCGUCAGUCUAAUGAUGUCGCUCGUCAAUGACAACAACGUGCAACAGGUGACCAGUUUUAUGCAGGAGCAGCUAAACAAUGCUCUGGACUGGUCCGAGCGCCACCAAUUGCGCUCCUGGCUGAGCGCUUUACUGUGUGGUUUUAUUGUAUCUCUGUUUCACUAUGCGAUCGUUUAUUUCGAUAGCGCUGUGCCAGGUGUUAGCCCCCCAACGCCUUUCUCACCACGUUCUAAACGCGACCGGGAGAGGAGCACUUCGUUGCACUUGAACUAUUUGUGUGCGUUUGGUACAGGUGCAAUGGUAACGUUGUUUAUGAUUGUAGAUUUCUAAUGUCGCCUUGCUAAUUUCUUUUAGCAGUAUUAGUAUUAAAAACCAGUAAAAUUGUCUAGUAAUAUAUUUAUUUAUGAAAAGUAUUAUGUUAACUGUGCAAUUACGCAAACAUAGUUUCUAACUAUUUAUGAAUUCUUAUCAAAGCUAUAGAAGCUAAACUGAAUGAUUGAAACUAAGUAACUAAGUAAAUAACUUACUAAUAUAAAAGAAGUACAA